Fraxinus pennsylvanica is the source of this 300-nucleotide messenger RNA. The record is from the annotation of a GenBank genome assembly. Lineage: Eukaryota; Viridiplantae; Streptophyta; Magnoliopsida; Lamiales; Oleaceae.
AUGUCAAAAAAGGACUUUGAUAAGGUGCUCGCAAGACAGAGGCCUACGGUGAGCAAAGCUGACCUUGAUGUUCAUGAGCGUUUCACAAAGGAGUAUGGAGAAGGAGAGUUCUCGUCUACAGCCAGAGAUGAUAUAGUGGAGAAAUCUGACGACAAAGGUGCUGGAGGAGAAGAAUUUACUACGGAAGGGGAUAUCGAGAGAGUAGCGGGAGAUGGGAGAGUUUGUCACCAGCAGUUUGGGGGAAGGGUCCGACAAAUCUACGACGAUUGUAUAGUGAAUGAUGGUGUCGAGGAGAGCUAG